AGGAACGGUGCGGGGCGGUUGGUGACCUCUCGUAGCCGGCGGUAAAUGGUGCGUCCUGCCUUGGCUGCCUAGACAUAGCAAACGUGCACAGUCCGUCAAGGUGAAUGUAGUACUGCCCGUUAAAGCCCCCCGACCCUUACCUGUCAGACACUCCAGUCUUUCUUUGGUUGGAGCCCUACUCUUAAAAAAACCAGUGGAGGGGCCCCGGUAACCAGGGCCACACCCGCACGGGCUGCUGGGACUCGUAGUCCCCAGGACUUGGCCGACCUGUCAGUCAUCCUCUUUGGGAGUUGAUAACCAACUCCAUUUCACAGCAUUCGAGAGCAAUGCUUGAUUUGCAUCAAAUCCGGGUCCAUAUUACUUUUCGAGUGCCUACUGUGGGCUGAACACCUUGGUAGGAUUGGCGGAGGGUAGAUGAGUUCAUGCUUCCAGCCCUCGUCCUCACUUGAGGAAAAAGCUUUAACUGCAACAAUUGUAAAUUAGCAAUAUCCUCAAAGAAAAGAUUGGGUUUAACUGUUGGAGCCAGUUUUCUAACACAGAAAGUUGAAUUGCUGUAAGAAGAAAGUGGAAAUGAAAGAAUCAUCAUGAAAAAGAUCUCAAAGAGAAAAGAAGAUAUUAAAAAAAAAAUAUCAGAAGAGUUAGAUAAUGUUGCAGUAGAAGAAAAUGUAGACAAGCCUGUCCAAAAAGAUUUAGAUGCAGAAGAAAAUCAAAACAUAAUAGAAACAUUGAGAGGCAAAGUAAGAGAAAAGCUAAAAAAUGCUAAGAUUAAUCAAGGUGAAAAGUCUUCAAGUCAGCUGCUCAUUGAUAAUAAGAUAUAUCAACAGUCGAAGACUGCAGUCACGUUGGAUGAAGGUCUUUCGUUUUUCAUUCUGAGUGGUGAAGAGGGCUCAGCUUUGGGCCAGUCUUCAGAGCAGAACUUCUCUGAGGGCCAAGAUGAAGAUUUUAUGGAAGAAGUAAUUUUUCCAGAUUUACUUGAAAUAAAAGCUGCUGAAUAUGAAGACUAUAGAGAACGCAUCAAAAAACAACAGGCAAAUAUUUUUGUGCCAAGUAGUUCUCCAGUGGUCAACCAGCGUAAACUGCCAAAAGAUAUGAUGCCACGCAUUUUGGAAGAUGAAGGAUUCUAUAUUCAGAGAAAGCCAGAAAUAUAUAAAAAGACCUGCAACAAAAUGGAAAAUCGUCUGCUUAAACUAGAAGAGGGAAAGUGUUGGUUUGAAGAAAGUGGAGAGAUAAUGUCAUUACCGUCGCCUAUUAGACAGUCAUGGAAUUUUAGAGUCAACUUAAGCAAGGAAACUUUCAAUCCAGCACUGAAGACCAUAUAUAAGAAGGCAGUGAAAUCUGAUCUAGAAAGCUCUAUUAGGAACAAAAUGGAAGGUCAAAGGGAAUUCUGUCAAUUAGAUCUCAACAUUGUGGGUUUGCAGUUCAGCCAUCAUCCUCUCUUCAAUCAGGAACAAGUAUUAUGUGCUAGGCUGCUCCAACUUUAUGAGUGCUUCCAGGACAGGCAGCAACAGAAUUUACCUCAGCUGCUUUCUGAGAAGCUUAAAGCACUGACAAAUGCUACCAAAUUAGCAAAUGAAAAUUUGGAAAUAAGCCAGCUGACCAGAAAGUCUUUACAAGAUUAUUAUUGGCAGAUAAGUAAUACAAAACAGCUCUAUGACUUAGAAAGGGAAAAGGACUUCUCUCUACUGCACAGUAUGUUACGGACUUGGAAACAGAUAAAAUCCCUUCGACAACGGCAAGGGUUUACAAGCACCCCAAUAAAGUUACAGUUUCAGAGGAUAAGAAUGAAUAAACGUGAUGAGGAAGAACUGUCAGGAAUGUCUAAGACUGAGAAGAAAAUGGAAGGAAAAGUUUUCAAGAAUGGGGAAAAGCAGGAGAGCCUCUCAUAUUUAGCUUCAGAACUUGAAGAAACAGAUAUUGAAAGAAGAAAGCCAAUUACCUUGAUGCCACAACUUUCUUUCACUGCAGAAUUAACAAACUUUUCCAAGUGUUCGAUGCAUGAACAAAAGAGGAGAGCCAAAAUUCAGAAGCUUAAAUAUUUUAUUAAAAUAUGGUACAACGAUAAACAGGUUUCUCGUACUUCAGUAUCUUCCCUACAGUGUGAUUUUAAAGUCAUGUUUCAGCAAAUUUUCAAUAUUCAGUUAAUAUGUUGGCCUGAAACAAUUUGCUUGGAGGUUUAUGAAAUAAGUAAAAGGACACGCUUACUGGCAAAACUAUAUAUACCUUUACCUAACGACACAGAGCUGAAAAGCAAAACUGUUUUGGAAUAUGUAGAAUUUAGCUCUGAUGAGCUGGUCAUACCUGCUUAUGGAGGAGUAGGAAGCAAUGUGCCCUUUCUUCUUGAGGGAAACGGAACCGAAGAACUUUGUCUUUUGACAUCAGGAAAACUAAGCUAUUCUCUAUCAUGGGCCUUAGAUGAAAAUGGUAUUCCUCUGACACCUAUGUCACAGUCAUUAAGAUCUGCUUACUGCAGUGUGUUAAGGAAUGUAGAUGCCAGAAGUGUUCCUGGUAUUCCAUGUCUUGUUAAUGCACAGAAGCUUUUUGAGUGGGCAAAUGAAGUCAAAAUUGACCCAAAUAAUCCAGAAUAUUCUGAUUUAAUGGAAUUUAUUAUGUAUAUGAAACAUAAAGGGCAGGAUAUUCCAAAGUAUUUUCGUCUGGAACAGUUGCAAGAUGAGUUUAACUUGGUUUCUGAAGAGGAGAUGAAAAAAAGUAAACGUUUCCAGCUAUUGCAACUUAGAAAUGCAGGUCAAUUAGAUGUUUUCCUUCUGCAGCAAAUGCCCCUCUAUGAUAGAGAGAUCCCAGAUUUAGUCUUCCAGGAAUAUGAAAGUCAGAUAGAGAAGGAUAUGUCCAUUUCAGAUGUGAAUUCUAUUACUGCGCAAAGGAUUAAUUCUGCCAAUUUUCUGAAAAAGAUGAGAAGGUUGGUAAUGAAAAGAAUUGUCAAAGUUAGCAAAUUUAACUUAUCAGACGUUGUGGCUGAUUAUGAAGAAAUUGUAUCUGCAAGCCAGUUGACACAUGCCAUUUGUAAGCUUGUUGAACGACGAAGAAAGUUAAAGCCGUGGAGGAAAGAAAGGAAAAAAGUGGCAGCACAGACUGUCUGUGAUGGAGAUAUUAAGAUUCUUGUCAGAAUACUGAGGGCUUAUAAUAUUCCUACCAGGAAAACAACAGUUAGUAGAGCCUUGGAUAUGCCAACUUAUUUGAUGUCACCAAUGUCUCACCUCAGACAUAAAGAAACAAUCCAAUCAGUAGCCUCAGAUGAGAUCUUAAAUGAGGAUACUGUACACCCUUUUGUGGAAGUUUCCUUUCAACACACUGUGUACCAAACCAGUACUGCAAGUGGAUCUCAUCCAUGCUGGAACGAAGAAAUUAAAGUAGAUUUUAUCUCGCCAGGACGUGAUUAUAGCUUCUCAAGCUUAUCUAAAAUAAAAGAUAACAUUUAUAUCAACAUUUUUGAUGAAAUGAUUGUUGAAAAACAUGAGAAUGACUGUUUCAAGAGCUGCAGUGGUCAUUCAUAUAUAAGAAAGAAUUGGCUUGGAUCCAUUGUCUUCCCUUUCUCUGCUCUUCUGCAACAAUCUGAGGUUAGUGGAACAUUUCAAGUAAAUAUUCCACCAGUUUUGCUUGGGUAUACUUGGAGUAAGACUUAUGUGUCUCCUAAAGAAGAUUAUAAUGGGCAGAAUUUAAGAGAAUGUGCCUUCUUAAAUAUUUUUGCUACCAUUGAACCUCAAAUAUCGUAUGUCACCUGUAAUCCAGAACUAGACAAGUUUUCAGAUCAAAUAGAUGUUUUGGAGAGAGCACGGAUUUUUAAGAGAAAUUGUAAGGCACUGUUUCCCAAGCGAAGAAUCAUAACUACGGUUUUUAAUGAUGAAGGGAUACAGAUCUUAGUAACAAGAUAUAUCAAGGCAUUAAAUCCACCUCAACAACUCCUGGAUAUAUUUCUUCAUGAUUCGAAUGCAACACUUGACCUCAUUGCUCGCUUUGUAUCUUUGAUUCCUAUUAUGCCUGAUACACUGGAUGAAAAUGAUGGUUUUGAUAUAUGGAUGACAUCAGAGCGCUGCAUCAGCUUGGCUAUUGGAAACAAGGAGGAGCAUGCCAUACUUCUCUGUAAUUUCUUUCUGUAUUUUGGAAAGAAAGCUUUGGUCCUCCUGGGAACCUCAAUGUUGGAAGGGCAUGUGGCUUAUGUAUUAACUCAAGAAACUGAUGAAUAUUUGCUUUGGAAUCCAUUGACUGGGCAAUGUCAUAAGCAGUUUGACUCAUUUUGUCCCUUACAAAGUGUAGACUGUUUGUUUGAUGAUGGAAAUGUCUGGUUUAAUAUUCAACGAAAUAAUACACCAGUGGCUGUACAUUUUGACUAUUCAAAGGAAAGUUUCUGGAAACAGUUGCUUCCAAAAAGUUUUCAAGGGACAAAAGCACAAAGCAUACAGCCUGAAGAAAUAAUUUAUUCUGAUACUAAUAAAAGCAUGGUAGAAGAUCUGAAGAACAGGAUUGAAAGGACUCUGAAAUGUAAAAUAAUGGAAUGGCGACCCAAACAGCCAACACGUUGGAAUCGGCAAUGUACUUUUAUUUUACAACAAAUCCUUCCUAAGCUAGAACUUGGUGCUGGAAGCUUGGUUUUAUCUGAAGAAAAGAGUGAAUUUGAAAGACUACUACAAUUUUAUUGGGUCGCAGGAUUUCCUAUCCAGAUGCCGUACACUGAUGUACAGUCAGUUAUUGAUGCCGUAUAUCAAACUGGAAUUCACUCCUCUGAAUUUCCCCAGACAGAAUUUGCUCUAGCUGUAUACAUUCACCCAUAUCCAAACAACAUAUUAUCUGUGUGGGUCUAUUUGGCUUCCUUAGCUCGACAUCAGUGAAAAGGAAGAAGGAAAAAGGAAAAGAUAAUACUAUGAGCCCGCAACCCAGGAUCAAAGAAAACUUUCCUGGAACUUUGGGAUUUUGCUACUUAUCCUCAAGCCUAGCCAAGUGCAAGCUCAGUUUUUGGUUCACUUACAGAGUUGGACACCAUGGAGACUUGUUCGCUGAGUCUUUGGGGACAAGUCUAGAUGACCUCCUCACUGGAGACCUCUGCAUGGAGGACCCUUUGGGAGGUCUAGCAGCCUUGGGUCACUUUCUACAGUAGAUCUUAUUCUGGGAAAGAAGCAAUUCUGGCCUCUCCAUUUAAAGACAAUAUUACUCAGUUGUGGGCCUCACACCUCCUCCAUCAAAAUCACCUGGUGAGCCUUGUUGAAAAUACAGAUUCCCACAUCCCACCCAAGACCUGCUGAAUCAGAACUUCUGGAAGUGGAGCUCCAGAACCUACAUUAUUUUAAUGAGUUCCCCAAGUAAUUCUGAUGACCUGUUGAGAGUGAGCACCCUGCAUUAUAGAAUGUUGUCAUUACUAAAAUGAGGCCGGUACAUUUGAUGUUGGUUCUGGUGCAAUUCCAGGGAGAAGUUAUUCACGUAGAAACGUAAGGUCAUUGCCUCUCAAAAGAUUAUUUCACUGGUUAAGAAUAGGAGGAAGAUCUGCCAUGUUGGGUUGAGGGCUGAGGUUAGCUUCCGGAGGCUUCUCAAAAGUUUUCACUUGGGAUGCUCCUGACCUGAAGUCCUUUCAGCUCCAAGUAUUUGGAAGAGACUCCCAGGAAACGAUCAACAUGCUUUCCUGAUUCUGUGAGAAAAUGCUCUUACUAAAUCUCAGGGCUCCUUUUUUCCUUAGUGAGUGGCACCCCCAUUCUGCCUCUGGCACUUUUCUGCUGCUUUCCUUUCCCAAGGGUGGCCCCAAAGAGGCCUGUCUAGAUCCUAGGAGCCCCUCAAGAAAGAGUGGACAGGGACCUAAGAAGGAAGCACUGUACUUUUUUGUAUUUGAUUGUUCAUGCUUCAUUGAGAAAAGUAUUUAUAUAGUUUACUUAAAUGUUACAUAACUUUGUUUUUUUUUUUUUUAAUCAAAGGAUACAGAUUUCCAAAGGCUGAUGAGAGCAGUUUUAUAUGAGGUAGUGGUAAGAGAAAGAAAAUUCACCUCUCCCAUUGCAGGAGCAUGGGGUUUCUUGGGUCACUCUCACAAGCAGACAGCAGAGGCCCCAAAUUCACCUUUAAGGAACCCUCAGUCUGUAACCUCUCCCCCAGUACACCUUCAUAGGCUGGUGCCAAAGAAGACCUCAUUUAUUCGCAGUGAUGUUAAUCUUGGACCAAACUUAAGAUUACUAGAAGAGUAAAAAACAGUACAGAUGUGGGUGAAGAGAAGGUUUUUUCUCCAAGGUUAAAACCUAAUAGUCUGUGUCUUCUGGCAUGCAUAAGAAAAUGGAUUAGGAUUUUUGUUUUUAUUUGGAUGUUUGUGUCUAAACGCUAUAUGAAGUUUUGUUGUUAACAAGUCUCCCAUAUUGAUUGGGGUAGCAGAAAAUUAUAUCUAUGGAGAGACGAGGUUGCCAAAGAAAUGCUGAAUUCAUGUAGUUCCUUUCUGUGGCACUUUGAAUGUUUACAUAGCUAUUUUGUUAGUUGGUUAUGGUUUCAGAAUUGAUAGGUCCCUUAAGCAUAAGGCAGAAAAUGUUCAUAGGCAAGCACAGAGGACCUUUCUGUAUUAUAUGCAUUUUUUUUUGCAUGUGUCUAUGUUUCUCAACUAAAAUUUUUUCUUGAAAAUUGUGUAUUGUCUGUAAUGAACCAUUUUUUCAUUUGACUGUUUUAAAAAUACAUGAUUUCAAAUGUAACAUAUAAUUUUAAUGUUCUUUAAAUCAUUCCACAAAUAAUUACAGAGCAUCCACCAUGUACCAGCCACUUCAGCGUGUGCUGGGUACUGCAGUGAAAAGACAAAGGUCCUCCCCCUGCAAAGCUUCCAUUCUUACGGGGGGACAGGCCAUAAGGAGAUGAACACGAGUAAGAGAGAUCAUUUCAGGGUGGAUGAGUGCCAUGAAGGAAACAAAUAGGACAGCAUGAUGGAGAAGGACUUUGGUGGAGAUGGAGGGCAUAAGCAGAAUAGUCAGGAAAGGCCUCUCAAAACAGAAAAUGUUUGUGCUGAGAUUUAAAAGAUGAUUUAUCAAUUAGAAUUGCAUUCAGUUGCAUGUAACAGAAACCUAAUCACAGUAGCUUAACCAAAUAGGGAUUACUUUUUUACAGAACUGCCAAGUCCAGAGGAGGCAGUCCAAGCCCGGUACAGAGACUUUAUGAUGGCAAUGGUGCGCUAGUCUUCAUCCAUCUUCUUGACCAUCUCUAAGGAGGCUUCUGUCCUCUAGCUCAGUGGCUCUCAAACUUCAGCAUGCAUAAGAAUCACCUGAAGAGCCUGUUGAAACAGAUUGCUCAGCCCUACCCUCAGAGUUUCCGAUUCAAUGGAUCUGGGGUGGGGCCUGAUAAUAGGCAUUUGUAACAAGUCCCCAGGUGAUACUGAGACUGCUGAUCUGGGAACCACACUUUGAGAACCUUGGCUCUCGCCUCACAAGCAUUUUCAUGGCAAGAAAAUGCAGAAAGAGAGGAGGGGGUAGACUUUGCAGCUGAUUUGGCUCUUUUAAAAAGCUUCUGAGGAGGCCAUGCCCAGUAACUUCUACUUAUAUCCCAUUGGCCAGAAUUGCGUCACUCCUAGUUACAAAAGAGGCUGGGAGAGCAAGUAUUUUAAAUGGAUGUAUUGCUCUUCUUGGGUCAGUGUUCUCUUGGUGAAAUCAGUGUUCUCUUAGUGAGGAAGGAAGGGAGGAUGGCUAUUGGGUAGGCAUGUGUGGCAUUCACUGAGCAGAUAGUGUAAGUUCUAGUCCAAAAGCCAGCAGGCUCAAGACCCAUGAUGCACCAGUGUUUCAGCUUGAGUCUGAAGGCAGAAAAAGACCUAUGUCCCAGCUCAAAGCAGUCAAGCGGGAGGAGUUCCCUCUGACUCACAGUCAGCCUUUUUGUUUUAUUCAGGCCUUCAACUGAUCGAAUGAGGGCUACCUACAUUAUGGAGGUAUAAUACUGUGAUAUAAUAAAUACAUAUUUAGUCCUUGUUCCCAGUUCCUGACACAAAGCUUCUAAAACCCUUGGAAUUUCCUGAGUGAUAGGAAAGAUAGAGGAGUAUCUUUUGAUAUUCAUAAUAAGUUAUUUUCAAACAUGCCUGAGUUUAUGCUAAUAAGGUGGCUCUUGGUGGGCCCGUAGAUAGCUUCAGAGUAGGGGCUGGAACCAGCCAUGUGUUUAGAGGGUAAGAACUUUCAUCCCUAUCCCUUGACCUCUGGGGAGGGGAGAAGAGCUGGAGAUUGUUAAUUACCAAUGGCUGAUAAUUUAAUCAAUCAUGCCUACAUAAUGGAACUUCCAUAAAAGCCCUAAACAACGGGGUUCAGAGAGUUUCUGGGUUGGUGAACACACUGAGGUGCUGGGACGGUGACCUGCCCAGAGAAGGCAUGGAAGCUCCACAGCCCUUCCACAUACCUUGCCCUAUGCAUCUCUUUCAUCUGGCUGUUCCUGAGUUGUAUUCUUUAUAAUAAACCAGUAAUAGUAAGUAAAGCGUUUUCCUGAGUCCUGUGAGCUGUUCUAGCAAAUUAUCAAACCGAAGUAGGGUGUGAUGGGAACCCUUGAUUUAGAGCUGGUCAGUCAGAAGUAUGGGAGGCCCAGGACAUGGAAUUCAUGUCUAGAGUAGGCAGUCUUGUGGAACUGAGUUCUUAAUUUGUGGGAUCUGACACUCCAGGUAGAUAGUGUCAGAACUGAAUUGAAUUGUAGAACCCUCAAUUGGUGUCUAGAGAGUUGGUGAAUUGGUUAGUGUGAGGAAAAAACCUACAUAUUUAGUCUAAAAAGUGUCGUGAAUAAAAACAGAUCAUAGUAGGAGAGCAAUAUGCUUCGCUUAGUCUAUUGAUUCAAAUGUUAAUCUCAUCCAAAAACACCCUCACAGAUGCACCCAGAAUAAUGUUUGACCAAAUAUCUGAGCACCUGGUGUCCUAGUCAAGUUGAUGUGUAAAAUUAACCAUCACAACUAUCUUACCCAGAAUUGGAACAUUAUCAUAUAGUAUUUUAAAAUUUGGAAUGCCUCUUUGUAGAUUUCAGAUUAUAAAUUUCUACGUACUCUGGCCCCCAUUUUAAAAA
Molecule: messenger RNA, 8985 nt
Organism: Equus caballus (horse)
Lineage: Eukaryota; Metazoa; Chordata; Mammalia; Perissodactyla; Equidae
Gene: CC2D2B
Product: coiled-coil and C2 domain containing 2B
Biological process (GO): protein localization to ciliary transition zone; non-motile cilium assembly
Cellular component (GO): ciliary transition zone
Source: RefSeq, a predicted model, not a curated record